Messenger RNA from Candoia aspera, 3559 nucleotides. It is a transcript of the gene PPIL2, whose product is annotated as peptidylprolyl isomerase like 2. The transcript has 20 exons. Gene Ontology annotation, biological process: protein polyubiquitination; protein folding; protein peptidyl-prolyl isomerization. NCBI's taxonomy places the organism in Eukaryota, Metazoa, Chordata, Lepidosauria, Squamata, Candoiidae. Gene Ontology annotation, molecular function: peptidyl-prolyl cis-trans isomerase activity; ubiquitin protein ligase activity. The record is from RefSeq and is a predicted model, not a curated record. Gene Ontology annotation, cellular component: catalytic step 2 spliceosome. The coding region runs from base 69 to 1628 and encodes 519 amino acids.
UCGGGGAGCCAUUCACUCUCGCUGGGUGGUUUCGGUCCGGUGCGGAGGGAGAGAGACGCGCCGCCGCCAUGGGGAAAAGGCAGCACCAGAAGGACAAAAUGUACAUAACAUGUACAGAAUAUACACAUUUUUAUGGAGGCAAGAAAGUUGAAAUCCCACAGUCCAACUUCAGGCGCCUGCCGUUUGAUCACUGUAGCUUAUCUUUGCAGCCAUUUGAAUAUCCAGUUUGCACACCAGAUGGGACCAUCUUUGACCUGCUGAAUAUUGUUCCGUGGAUAAAGAAGUAUGGAACAAAUCCAAUCACGGGGGAGAAGCUUGAGGCCAAAUCUCUCAUCAAGUUGAACUUCGCUAAGAACAGUGAGGGUAAAUACCACUGCCCAGUGCUUUUCACAGUGUUCACCAAUAACUCCCACAUCGUGGCCAUCAAGACCACUGGGAACGUGUUUGGUUUUGAGGCAGUUGAGCAGCUGAAUAUAAAAACAAAGUCCUUCAAAGAUCUGCUGAGUGAUGAACCCUUUUCUAGACAAGAUAUUAUUACACUGCAGGAUCCCACCAAUCUGGACAAGUUUAACGUCUCCAGCUUUUUCCAUGUGAAGAACAAUUUGAAAGUGACCGACCCGGAUGAGGAAAAGGCCAAGUCAGACCCAUCCUAUUAUCUGAAAAAUGCAAACAUCGAGACCCAGGAGACUCUCUUGGAGCUGUACAAAGAAUUCAAAGGGGACGAUAUUCUGGCCGCCACAAUGAAGGAGCCGGAAAAGAAGAAAGUGGAUAAGCUGAAUGCGGCUCACUAUUCCACAGGCAGAGUAAGCGCCUCUUUCACAUCCACAGCCAUGGCACCUGAGACGACGCACGAAGCAGCUGCCAUUGACGACGACGUGGUGCGCUACCGGUACGUGAAGAAGAAGGGCUAUGUCCGGUUGCACACCAACAAAGGGGAUCUCAACUUGGAGCUACACUCCGACAUGACCCCUAAAACCUGUGAAAACUUCAUUAAACUGUGCAAGAAAAAAUACUACGAUGGGACCAUAUUUCACAGAUCAAUUCGCAAUUUUGUGAUCCAAGGAGGAGACCCAACAGGGACUGGAACAGGAGGAGAGUCGUGCUGGGGAAAGCCCUUCAAAGACGAGUUCAAGCCCAACUUGUCCCACACGGGACGAGGCGUCCUCAGCAUGGCCAACACAGGGCCCAACAAUAACAAGUCCCAGUUCUUCAUUACAUUCCGCUCCUGUGCGUACCUGGACAAGAAGCACACCAUAUUUGGAAGAGUGGUUGGUGGGUUUGAGACGCUCACUGCGAUGGAGAACGUGGAGAGCGACCCCAAAACGGAUCGCCCCAAGGAGGAAAUAAAAAUUGAGUCAACCACUGUUUUUGUUGAUCCGUACGAAGAAGCAGAUGCUCAGGUUGCUAAAGAAAGGGAGAAGGCCCAGCAGGAAGAGGAGGCAAUGAAGGGGGAGAUCAAAGACGUCCCAAAGAAGGAGCAUCACGCACCAAAAACUUACCGUGCGGGGGUUGGGAAGUACAUCAAUAUAGCAGCCAUGAAGCGAGCAGCAGAAGAUGGGCCAUCCACCAGCAUAGUUGCCAAGAAGGAGAAGAAAAGUGGAGGGUUUGGAGACUUCAGCUCUUGGUAGCCCACAAGGGAGGACCAGCUCCAAACCGCCCACAAAUGGAGAAGAUCCGGUUUGCGCCUCUGCUGCUGUCGCAAAAAAAUCAGACCCUCCACAAUAUUCUUCCCCUUCAUAGCAUUUCCCUGGCAGCCGUUUGUCGGUUGUCAAGUCCUUUGGAGAAAGACGUGGCUUUUCGCUGAGUGGCCUGUAAGUCAAGGGUGACUCUGGAAAAUCGGCAGAUUUCAGCGGAGUGUGACCCAAACCGAAGGAAGGAGAGGGGCUCCACUUCACAGUUGAAUGGCUGAUGGACAAGUUUGGGAAGAGAAGGCAGCACUCAGUUUUGAUCGCAAAGCACAAUCCUUCCCAAAUUGUGCCUCCCGGUCCGCCGUUCUGAACAGCUGCCUAGAUGUUCCUGCAACAGCAGCUGGCCUCUGCAACCUGGUGACUUCCCUCUUAGAAAUAUAAUUCCAAGCCACUAUCUUUGCUUUAAAGCAGCGUUUCUCAACCUUGGCAGCUUGAAGAUGGGUGGACUCCAACUCCCAGAAUUCCCCAGCCAGCGUUGCUGGCUGGGGAAUUCUGGGAGUUGAAGUCCACCCAUCUUCAAGCUGCCAGGGUUGAGAAACGCUGCUUUAGAGCAAGUGGUGGAAGAUCCCCAACUGCUGUUUGGUGAGAUGCCUGCUUAAAAAAAGCUACAUCCAUCCAUUCCACAGCUUCGCUCCAGUAUUCCUUAGCUACUGAAGAGCCGUUGCCCCACCUCCUUUGAUCUGCAGCAUAAAGAUAUUCCAGCCCGUUGAGGACACUCUAGGGAAACUCCCCGUGGCUUUAAGCCUCUGGCUCAUUGGCCUAAUCCAGCCAGCCCGUGUUAUCUCAUCCCCUUUGGGGAAUUAAGCCAUCUUCUUUGGGAGCACAGAGGGAUUUCUAGACCCUGGGUGGAGCCUAAUCUUAAACGUGGAAGCCUGUAAGUGAUGCGUUGCUUGUUAAUGGAGAGGAAUACAGGUGGGUGGGUGGGUGGUUGAGCAGAGAAUAGUAACUGGGAAGGGCCUAUUUGAAGAAAGGCAAAACAGCAAGGAAAGGUCGAAGCACCUUCUGCAAACGGCAGCCUGUCAGCAAAAGGGCCAUAUUUUUAGCCCCCUUUUUAAUCACUGCCCUUCAGGUAAACUUUCACGGCGAUGCUUUCGUGCAGUGCUUAGUUCCUUGUCUCCACCACAGUGCAGAGUGCGUCAGUUUGUGUGCUCAGUUGCUGCACCUCAAAAUGGCGCACAGAUGUGUGCAAGGGGUACGGCCUGGUUCAGUCCACUCCUGCAAUUGCAAGCACAUGCCAUCCAGCUUGGGCAUUCUGGGAACCUGCACAUCUGGAGGUCACCAGACCCCUCGAGUUUGCCACUCAACCUGACAAGGCCAGGAAUAGGGGCACUGAGUCUUGGCCCAGCACAAACGUUCUUAUGCCUCUCACAUCCCUGUUUGUAGGUAAUCCAGCAGCAUCCAAGCUAAAGCACAGAAAGUGUUUUUUUUUUUUAACUCCUCCCCACCCACUACUUUUCCUUCUGCGAUGAUCCCAUUGAUGAAUGUUCUCUAGCAGGAGGAGGUCGCCAUCAAAGAUGACAAUCAAUUCCAUUCACUCUCCCAACUAAAACGAGAAUUGCAACUUGUUCUACCGAGCCAACCUAAAAUAGAAGUUGCCUUUGUAUACAGUGUAUGGGGGUCUGUGCUGUCUGGAUAGAGAUUGUGCCCACUGCACCCCAACCAGUCAGUGGAUUUUUCUUGGACUGUUCAGUGAUUUGCUGAGAUUUUUAAAAAGUGUGUGUGUAUGUACACAUACAUCAUCUGAGUAAAUUUGAAAAGUUAUCUUUGAAAAUUAACUCCGGCAACAUUCUUUUGCACGCAAGUUCCCGUGUCACAGAAGUUGUAAACAGGCUAAAUUAUAUGAAAUAUUUUUCAUUAAAGCUUUAUAUUUU